Molecule: messenger RNA, 3406 nt
Organism: Numida meleagris (helmeted guineafowl)
Lineage: Eukaryota; Metazoa; Chordata; Aves; Galliformes; Numididae
Product: integrin alpha-D-like
Exons: 27
Coding region: 14-3406 (1130 amino acids)
Biological process (GO): cell-matrix adhesion; cell adhesion mediated by integrin; integrin-mediated signaling pathway
Cellular component (GO): external side of plasma membrane; integrin complex
Molecular function (GO): integrin binding
Source: RefSeq, a predicted model, not a curated record
UCUGUGGGGCUCUAUGGGCUCUGUGGGCUCUGCAGAGUCUGGGGCUCUAUGUGGUCUGUGGGGUUCUAUGGGUCCCCAUGAUCUCCCCUGCCCCACAGCUCUCCCCCACAGCUGCAGCUCUGCCCUCGACGUGGACUCUGCUGUGGUAUUUGAGGGUCCCGGUUCCUUUGGCCUCAGCGUGGCACAGAGCGACGAUGGGGUGCUGGUGGGGGCUCCCCUGGAGUCGGGGGGCCGAGGCCGUGUCUAUCGAUGCCGCGUGGGGGAGAGCAGUUGCAGGGAUGCGCACAUCAAUGGCGUCCCCGAUAUGGGUCCCAUGGCGCUGGGGAUGUCCGUGGCUGCCAAUGGAUCCCAGCUCCUGGCCUGUGGCCCGAUGGCGCAGCGGACAUGUGGGGAGAACGUGGAGGUGCCGGGGUUCUGCUUCCUGCUCUUCUCGGGCCGCUCCCUGACGACCACUCCACGAGCGUGCCCCACGUCGGCCUCCGACAUCGUGUUCCUGAUGGACGGCUCUGGCAGUGUCGCGCACUUGGACUUCUGGCGGAUGAAGACAUUCGUCACCGAAAUCAUCAGACGCUUCCGUGGGACCAACACCCGCUUCGCGGUGGUGCAGUUCUCCACGGGCGUGCAUCUCCACAUGCACUUCUCGGACUUCGACCGCCUGGCGCCGCGGGAGCUGGAGCGGCUCGUGGAGGGGGUGCAGCAGAGCAACGGCAUCACGCGGACCGCCACGGCCAUCCGCACCGUGCUGAGCAACGUGUUCCCGGGGAGCCGCGCCGGGGCCCGCAAGGUGCUGAUCGUGGUGACGGACGGACAGAAGUACGGCGACGACCUGAGCUACGAGGACGUCAUCCCGGAGGCCGAGAGCGCCGGGGUGAUCCGCUACGCGAUUGGGGUGGGCAGCGCCUUCCGGCAGCCCGCCGCCGCCGCCGAGCUGCGCGCCAUCGCCUCGGCCCCCAGCCAGGCCCACGUCUUCCGCGUGGACAACUUCGAGGCGCUGCAGGGGAUCCAGGAGCAGCUGCAGGAGAAGAUCUUCGCCAUCGAGGGGACCCGGCCGGCCUUCGGCAGCUCCUUCCAGCUGGAGAUGGCCCAGGAGGGCUUCAGCGCUCUGCUCACUCCCGAGGGGGCGGUGCUGGGAGCGGUGGGAGCCUACGAUUGGGCCGGAGGGGUCUUCAUCUACGGGGCCGAUGGGAAGGUCGCCUUCGUCAACGCGUCCGAAGGGGACGGGGGCACGAGCGAUGCCUACUUGGGUUACGCUGCCGAGUCUCUGUCUCUGGGGGGGCUCCAGGCACUGGUGCUGGGGGCCCCCCGCUACCGCCACGUGGGCCGCCUGCUCCUCUUCGUGCUCCACCACGGGGGGAAGUGGGAGCUGCGCGCCGACGCCAUGGGGCAGCAGGUGGGCUCCUACUUUGGGGCGGCACUCUGCGCGCUGGAGGCAUCGGGGGAUGGCGUGGAACUGCUGGUGGGGGUCCCCAUGUUCUAUGGGGACGGCACUGGGGGGCGUGUGGAGGUCUGCACAGUGCUGCCGCAGGGCCGUACGCUGCGGUGCCUGCGGACGCUGCGGGGACAGGCUGGCCACCCGCUGGGGCGCUUCGGGGCCAGCAUGGUGCGACUCGGGGACAUCGAUGGGGACGGGCUGCACGACGUGGCCGUGGGCGCUCCCAUGGAGGAUGAUGAGCGUGGAGCCAUCUACAUCUUCCUUGGGGAGAAGGGCAGAGUCAGUGACCGCUACAGCCAGCGCAUCGCGGGCGCCGUGUUCCGCAGCGCCCCGCACCACUUCGGGCAGGUGCUGAGCGGGGGGCGCGACCUGACGGGGGACGGGCUGCCGGACGUGGCCGUGGGCGCGCGGGGACAGGUCCUGCUGCUCAGGUCCCCGCCGGUGCUGCGGGUCAGGGUGACGGUGACCUUCAGUCCCCCGGAAAUCCCCACGUCCGCUCUCGACUGCCACGGGGCGGAGGAGGAGCCGAGCGCCACUGAGGCCGCGGCGGUGGCCAGGGCCGAGCUCUGCUUUGUCGGCACCAAGAAGACCAAGGACAGCUUUGGCUCCGAGCUCGGGGCCACCCUCCGCUACCGGCUGGAGCUGGACCCCGGCCGUGCCGCGCGUGCCGUCUUCUCGCCGGGCGGUGUCAGGAGCAACGGGACCGUGCGGGUGGGCGUGGGGCGCCGGUGCCAGACCUUCUCCAUCGCUCUGACGGGCUGCCCGGCGGACACGCUGAGCCCCGUGGGGCUGCGGGCGGCCUACGAGGCACGUGGGGACGCGCUGCACCACGCACAGGGGCUGCGUGUGGCACUCAGCCGCGACACGCAGUGGGUCGUCACCGCCGCGCUGCCCUUCGAGAAGAACUGCGGCGAGGACAACAAAUGCGUGCCCGACCUCCACAUGGACCUCAGCUUCUCAGGGCUGGAGGAGCUGGUGGUGGGCGCCACUGAGGAGGUCACCAUCACCGUCACCGUGCACAACGCCGGGGAGGACGCGUACGGGGCCCACGUGGAGCUGCGGUACCCGGCGGCGCUCUCCUACCGCAAGGCCACCACGCUGCAGCCCCACCACAGGUCCCUGGCACAGCACUGCAGCUCGGUGUCUCCGGGAGGCGGGCACAUGCUCUGCAACAUCAGCCACCCCGUGCUGUGGGCCGGCCAACGGCUGGUGUUCACUGUCACCAUGGAUGUGCCCCACGAGGCUGAGCUGGGGGACAGAGCGGAGGUGGUGGCCUCGGCCAGCAGCGUCCCCCCGCCCGUGGACUCGGUGCAGGUUCGUGCCGCGCUCCCGGUGCUGUACAGCGUGCUGCUGGUGCUCAGCAGUUCCCCGUCGUCCACGCGCUCGGUGCCCGCGGGUCACGUGUCCCUGCAGCAUCGCUACCACGUGGCCGCGCACGGCUGGCGCCGCCCCCCCGGCAACGUCAGCAUCCGGGUGCCCACGGCGCUGGGCGGGGCCGAGCUCUGGGAGCGGCUGGAGGUGGCGGGGCCACAGUCCUGUGACACUGCCCCAUAUUCCUCGGGGGUCCAGGACCCCACCCCUCUCCUGCAGCAGAACCCGGUGGUGGACUGCACCGUGGCCCGCUGCCAGGAGUGGCGCUGUCCGUGGGGUGACCCGCUGCCCCCCGGGGGCCUGGAGUUCAACGUCACGGGGCAGCUGCGGCGGGACUGGGUGGAGCAGCUGCCCCUCCCCCACGUGGAACUGCAGAGCUCGGCGCGGCUGCGGCUCGAGGGGCGGCGCUACCGGAACGCGGGGCAGGACCGGCUGCAGGUGGGCGGGGCCCGGGGGGACGACCCGUUCCGCCCCACGGAGCCCCGCAGAGCUCGCGGAGCCCCCUGUACCGCGCAGAGCGCGCGGAACCUCGCGGAGCGCGUCGCCCCGGCCCUUCUAUGGGCCCCACUAUGGGUCACGCUAUGGAUCUGGGUCUCACUAUAG